AAUAAUUAUAAACUUAAGCCAGUACCAUCAACUAUCAAUCUUGUACAAAUCGGAUUUGGGAAAGGAUUCAAAGCAAAUACACACAUAAUAUUUAAAGGAGUACCUCUUCAAGGGGCCAAUCUAUUUACAAUUAACUUUGUUGAGGAUGGCGAAAUGUUCAAAACUGCAAACGCGCCAUUCUGCUUUAAUCCACGUUUGCAAGCUGGCGUGGUAGUUACGAACAGUUGGACAGUAAAAAGUGGAUGGGAUGUUGACCAUAUUUAUGGUAAUCCAUUUAGAGUUGGAGAACCUUUUAUUUUGGAAUUCAGAUUUGGGCAAUAUUUACAGAGAGAUUCGAUAUCUAUUUAUGUCAAUAAUAAAUUUCUUGCAACCUACUCUUAUUUCGGUUUGAAGGGUUAUCACGAUUUGAAGAAUGUUACUCAUCUAUAUAUUUCUGGGUUUCGAUUAGACACUUUGAUUUUGUGCCCAAAUGAUUAUUUAUCAACUACAACACAAGAACCAACCUACGCAAUUGAAGAAUAAAAAGAGACUAAAGUUUUAUCUGUAUUAAGAGACAUGUGCUUAAAGAUUAUUAUUAUCGAAAAUAUUGUUGUUAAGAUGAUAAAAUUUUUAAAAUAUUUAAUAGCCUAGAACAAAAAAGAAAACGAAAAUCAGAGGCCCUCCCUUCAAAUCCGUCUUAAUUCCUCCAAAUCCUCUUAAUCUCCGAUAUCUCACAAAUCCUUUGAUACCAUGUAUAUC
Messenger RNA from Meloidogyne enterolobii, 738 nucleotides. NCBI's taxonomy places the organism in Eukaryota, Metazoa, Nematoda, Chromadorea, Rhabditida, Meloidogynidae. The record is from the annotation of a GenBank genome assembly.